AACCAUUUCACAGCGAUUUUUCCUCUCCACCAUCCGAACCUUCCUCUCCUGACCCAACGCGCGCGGCUAUAAACCCUCCGAUCCUAUAGUGCCACACGGCUGUGCCCUAGAGUAGUAGAGAGCCACCGCCGACGCCUCACACUUAUAACCCCUUCGCCGGCGUCUCACACGCGUCCAUUCCAGUCCAGUGGUCUCUUGCACAUUCUGGUUUUUUGAGGGGGGCGAGGACGGGCGCUCGGAUCCAAUCCAUGUCCAGGUCUGGUGAGCGGCAAUGGAGCCUGCGGAGUUAGCCAAGAUCAUCUUCUCCAAGGUGCAGAGCGUGGAUCCGGACAACGUGUGCAAGAUCGUGGGAUGCAUCCUGCUGCGCGAGCCCGACGAGAACGAGAUGGUGCACCUCGCCUACGGCACCGAAGCGUCGCUGCACAAUACCAUCCGCGAGGCCAAGAACACGCUCACCGCCAUCUACGCCCGCUGCUCCGCCUCCCCCGUCGUCGGCUACCACCACCAGCAGGUGUGCUCCCACCCUGCCGCCGUCCGUCACUUCUCCCCCGCCGCUGCCGCCGCCUACAGCGUCCAGUACUGGGACUCUCCGCCACAGGCGGCCACGGAGAAGGAGUACGCCUUCGUCGACACCGAAACCCACUACGGGCUGCGCGGCGGUGACCAGCAGCACCCGCUCGUCGACGACCACCUCGACGGCGGUGGGUACUACUUCCCUCAGGACGCGUUCCACAAUGGCGCCGCCGGACCGAGGGCAGCGGCCGGCCGGCGGUCGAACGCGGUGUCGUCCAGACGGCCCUGCCACUACUUCUUCAAGGGCGUCUGCAAGAACGGCCAGAACUGCCACUACUCGCACCACCAGGUGUACUCCCCUGACGGGUCGUUCGCCCUGGACCUCCACGGCGGGACAACGCCAGGAUCCUUAGAGAGGCUGGAGGUGGAGAUCACAGAACUGCUGCACUCGAGGCGGGGGCAGCCGGUGUCCAUCGCCUCGCUGCCCACGCUCUACGGCGAGAAGUACGGCAAGGGCCUCCAGGCCGACGGCUACCUGACCGAGAGCCAGCGGCAUGGCAAGGCUGGAUACAGCCUCACCAAGCUGCUCUCCCGCCUCAACAAGAUCAGGGUCAUAGAAAGGCCGCACGGGCAGCACUCGGUGGUUCUGGCCGAGGACGCCGCCAAGUACACGGAUUGCCGGAGCGACAGGGGAGGUGACUUGCCGGCCAGCUCGCACCAGAUAUACCUCACGUUCCCUUCCGACAGCAACUUCACCGAGGACGACGUCGCCAAUUAUUUUGGGCAGUAUGGUCCAGUGCGUGAUGUGAGGAUCCCAUGCCAAGACCAGCGAAUGUUCGGGUUCGUGAGCUUCCAGAACCCGGAGACGGUGACGGCCCUCCUAAUGCGGCGCAACCCGCAUUUCAUCUGUGGAUCGCGGGUCCUCGCCAAAGCCUACAGGGAGAAAACCAAAUGCAUUAGUGACAGGACCAAUUGCAAUAAGCCGACGAUGCAUUACUAUCCUCCACGCUGGAUUGACACAGAUCCAGACUUCUAUCCAGAGUAUGAUUCUCCAAGGCUGGCGAGGAGGCAACUGGUGGAGAUGAAGCGCGACAGGCAGCUGUUGGAGCUGGAGAGGAGGCACUUCGCUGGGCUCCGUGUAGAGCCGCAGUGCGCCUACUUCGACUGUAACAUCGGGGACGUCGAUCCAUUCACUUCCCAGUCCGCAGGUUCCAAAGAAGUGGAGCGGAUGGAUCCCCUUGACACGCCUGAUCCACUCGAUGAUAUCGUCUCAACAAGCCAGGCCCCUCCCAUACAGGCAACCAACAACUACCAAGACCAAGAAAGUAACCAGAUUGAACUCCUCCCAGAAAGCCCAUUUGCCUCGUCGGCGCCUGCUGGAAAUGGCAUAUAAACAGGCACGCAAGAAAAAUAACCACUCUGGAACUUGGGUUCGUAUUUCAGGUGCCCAUUUAGGCACUUGGUAUCUCUCUUCAGGUCCUAGAAGGGUGAGUACAGACAGCAUUGUACACACAGAAAGCAACAAAGCAACAGUUCUUGUUGUAGAUAGAGAAGCACAGACAGAAGAAAUCUCUCUGCUCUUCUCUUAAUUAGGAGACACGGGAAACAGAGUUUCGACAGGAUACAUCAGCAGGGUGUUCUUUUUACAUACUUUACAAGAGGACACAGGAAAUACAAGUAUUAGCAUGCAAGGUGACGACAGUUUGCAGAAUAGACACGGAUACAGGUGUGUGUAGUCUGACUAAGGAUUAGUGUUUUUAAUGUGUUAUUAUGCUUUAAAAAAUAGCUGUCCUGAAAUAAGACAGAAGAUGAUACGGGUUAUUUAGUGUUCUGCCUUUACUCUGAAAGGGCAUGAAAAUAAAAAGGAACAUUAGCAUGCAGCUUAUCUGCUCUCAAAUUUACGGGUAUACUAUUUAUUGAUACUUACAUCACUCAUUGUAUCACGUUCUAGUUAUAAAGUUAUUUCUCGUAAGUAA
Messenger RNA from Lolium perenne, 2489 nucleotides. RefSeq names its product zinc finger CCCH domain-containing protein 54. The record is from RefSeq and is a predicted model, not a curated record. Gene Ontology annotation, molecular function: metal ion binding; RNA binding. Lineage: Eukaryota; Viridiplantae; Streptophyta; Magnoliopsida; Poales; Poaceae.